UAUCGGGGAGGAGUCAGUGCCCCGUGUGUCGGAAAUCAGACUCGCUAACACGCUGUCCACCGCUCGUGUGCGCUUAAAGCAUGACACUCAGAACACUGGCGUGAGAUUUAAGUGAUAUAAAAAAAUAGAUCUUAGUCGUGGCCAACAGAGAGACGAUGAAAAAUCGAACGGAAGAGGCUUCCGUCAAGCGGCCGAACUCCUCCGGUGAAUUCCGCCGCCACAAGCUGCGGCGGCUGGAGUUAGAGGAGACCAUAGACGCAAUGGAGACGUCGCCGCCUCCCACAGACCUCCCCGAUGUGUCGUCCGUGGAUACGUUUUAUCCAGUUGACUUGUCCGGGGAUUCCACUCGAGUGUCCAGCCUGCCGGAGGCCGCUGGCCACCAGCGACCGCUCCUGAAGAUUCCCUCGACCAUGAAAUGCCUGGCGAGCUUCGAUCUCCCGGGCAAAGCCGAUCUCCACCAGCUCCUCACCAACAACCUCGCCCAGCACCUCGCUGUGCAGAACGAGAAGUUAAAGAAUAACCUGCUCUUCAACCACCACAACGGGUUGCUGGUGGCGCCGCCUGUCUCAACGACCCCCAUCAAUUCCCAUCAACAACAUUCUGCUGCCCCCCACCACCAACAAAGGGACACCAGAGCCCCCCACCACAACCAACAUAGAGUUUCUACAGUCUUCAACCAUCGCCAACAGAGGGAUACUACCAGCCCCCACCAUCACCAAGCAACAACCAGUCCCCACCACCAUCACAGAGAUACCUCUCCGCCCCAACACCAUCAGACUCCAAGAACUUCUCCACAGGAUGACAAAUCAGAGCCCCCGGACGAGCAACCCCCUGAAGAAGACAACAAAGAAACCAGCAACACGAAAAGAAGAAAAAGCGAAGAGGACGACGAUGACGACGAAGAAGAUGAAGAAGAAGAAGAGGAGGAGGAAAUGAGAGAGGAGGGAAACACCACUCCUCGUGUCACCCCAUUCUCCGUGCUGGACAUCUUAGAUCCCCAUAAAUUCACAGGCAAGACACACGAGGACGACCUCGUAGACUCCUCGUCUGACAGACAAGACGAGGACGAGGCUUAUAUCUCAGUGUGUUCAGAUUCUGGCGACGAGGCUGAGGGCCGCUGCGGGAGGAAGCCAGAAGGUGCCUCACGCCGGGGCGGGUCUGGAGGCGGCGCUGGCGGAGGCAAACCUCGAAGAGCCAGGACGGCCUUCACCUACGAACAGUUGGUGUCGCUGGAGAAUAAAUUUAAGCACACGAGGUAUCUGAGCGUGUGUGAGAGGCUCAAUCUCGCCCUGGCGCUCAACCUGACGGAGACGCAAGUCAAGAUUUGGUUCCAGAACCGCCGAACUAAGUGGAAAAAACAGAACCCCGGGUGUGAUGUCAACACACCCACCCAGCCGCCCAGUCCACCGCUGUCAGCCUACUCUGGAGGCCUACUGCCGCCCCCUCCGCCCCCGCUGCUGUGUCCCGCUCCCCUGUCUUACAGGGGGCCGCUGCCCCCUCACACACCCCUGGCUGCACUCUACCUGCAUCACCUAGCACGCUGAUCUUCACAACACCUGCACUUACUUCACCUCACUCUCCCUACACCUAUAAUGUCACCUCUAAAUACCUCUCCCUUGACUGUACAUUAAACUGUUUGACCUCUGACUGCCUGACUGUACCUCAGACUCACCUCUGACUGUAUCUUAAACAGCCUAAUACCUCAAUACACAAGUGAUAUCACAGUAUGCAAAACAACCACCGUGACAAUUCCUCCGAAAAUGGUGACUGCUAUGUCUGCAAGAUUUCCUGUAUAAAAUCUGUAAUGAAGUUCAUUACCGUCAACCUGGGUAAAAUUUUUAUCUAAAUUUACAACAACAUCAAUAUGGCAUUAGAAGUGGACAAGAGUCUAAUAUUUUAUUUAUUCAUGACAGAGAUUUUAACCACGUAUUUAAUUUUCAAAAGGUCGGGAAAGCUGUAUCAAGCGGGUUCAUGGCUGACAGAAAUAAAACUGAAUCAAGGUUCUUAAAAAAUCGUUUUAAUUUUAGUAUGAAUAUUGGUUUAGGAUUAUACAAAUUAGAUCAAUUUAUAAUUAAUAAAAUUUGGGAAGAAUUUUGAUAUGACGGAUGUAAUGCUGGACGUCACCGUGAGAUCAUAUCUAAGCCUUAUAAGUCUUCUGAUGUUAGG
This is a messenger RNA of Cherax quadricarinatus, 2166 nucleotides long. RefSeq names its product NK1 transcription factor-related protein 1-like. Gene Ontology annotation, biological process: regulation of transcription by RNA polymerase II; cell differentiation. Gene Ontology annotation, cellular component: nucleus. Lineage: Eukaryota; Metazoa; Arthropoda; Malacostraca; Decapoda; Parastacidae. The record is from RefSeq and is a predicted model, not a curated record. Gene Ontology annotation, molecular function: RNA polymerase II cis-regulatory region sequence-specific DNA binding; DNA-binding transcription factor activity, RNA polymerase II-specific.